CGCUCCGACCCUCGGCUGCUUUCCCAGUUCUUCUUUGCUGACGAGAGGGUGACGCAGGUGGUGGCUGAGAUCAAUGGGCUGGAUGCCGAGCUGGACCCGCAGCAGUACCUGGUGCUCCUCAACCAGCUUCACCUCAGUCAGGCUCACCUGCUGUCCGUGCUGGAGCAGAUCAUGGAGGAGUGCAUCCCUACGCAGCGUCACAGCCGUGACUACCUGGUCAAGUUCCCUGAGGAGCUCUUGGUGGACAACCUGGGGAACCACAUGCUGUUUGCUGCUGAGUGUCUCCUGGCUGGGACCUUCCUGGAGGUGGAGGAGGCGGAUGGAGCUCAUCUACGGCCCCAGGCCAGGAACCUGCUGUGCAGCCUGGAGCUGGUGCGGACAGUGCUGCGGGAGCAGAGCCUGAGCCAGCCCAGCUCUUACCCAGAGCCUGUCCGGGCUGUGCUUGUGCAGUUUGACCGGCUCUUCGCAGAGGUCGAGCUGAGUUAUGUGUCCUCACUGGUGGCGGUGAAGUCUCCCGAGGAGAUCUACAGGCAGCAGGAGAUCAUUGUGCUCUUCUGUGAGACAGUGGAGAGAGCCCUGCGCCUGGGCUACCUGACCCAGGAGAUGAUCGAUGGCUAUGAACCACUGCUGAUGUUCACCAUCCCUCGCCUGGCUAUUAUCAGUGGCCUUCUCAUCUACCCGGAUGGUCCCCUCAGCCUGGAACGGAGCCCUGAGCAGAUGUCCCAGGUCUUCAGCCCCUUCUACAGCCUCCUGAAGAAGAUCAAGGACCUGCUGCAGGUGCUGUCAGUAGAGGAGCUCUGCCUGCUGGAGAGGAGCCUGUGCACAGCUGAGCAGGACCCCCAGUCCCCGGGGACAGGGCUCAGUGCCACCCUGGGUGCACACUGCUCGGAGCUGCGCUCCCGCUACAGCAGCACCAAGGACAUGCUGCACACCCUCUUUGUCUGCAUCUCGGGAGUGGCCGAUCAACUCCAGACCAACUUUGCCAGUGACCUGCGGAGCAUCUUGAAAACGGUUUUCAAGAUCGUGGCCUCACAGGCAGAGCCCUCAGAGGAGCCAAAGGGCAGCA
Nestor notabilis (Kea) is the source of this 1066-nucleotide messenger RNA. RefSeq names its product lateral signaling target protein 2 homolog. The transcript is spliced from 9 exons. The record is from RefSeq and is a predicted model, not a curated record. Gene Ontology annotation, cellular component: early endosome membrane. The annotation marks the transcript as partial. Gene Ontology annotation, biological process: negative regulation of epidermal growth factor-activated receptor activity. Lineage: Eukaryota; Metazoa; Chordata; Aves; Psittaciformes; Psittacidae.